This is a messenger RNA of Dicentrarchus labrax (European seabass), 1040 nucleotides long. It is a transcript of the gene polr2f, whose product is annotated as RNA polymerase II, I and III subunit F. The record is from RefSeq and is a predicted model, not a curated record. Lineage: Eukaryota; Metazoa; Chordata; Actinopteri; Moronidae. Gene Ontology annotation, molecular function: DNA-directed RNA polymerase activity; DNA binding. The coding region runs from base 153 to 536 and encodes 127 amino acids. Gene Ontology annotation, cellular component: RNA polymerase I complex; RNA polymerase III complex; nucleus. The transcript has 5 exons. Gene Ontology annotation, biological process: DNA-templated transcription.
GAAAAUACGAUGUUGUUCUUCAGCAGCCGGAAUAUCUCCUGACGGACCAAACAACCGGAAGUGGAGCGUCCUCAACGUUCAUGUGGACAACAAAAAGUGUCUCUCUGAAUUGUAACACUAAGGAUUCACCUACACGGGCUUCAAAAUAAAACAUGUCGGACAACGAAGAUAACUUCGACGACGGAGAUUUUGAUGAUGCCGAAGAGGACGAGGGGUUAGAUGACCUGGAAAACGCGGAAGAUGAGGACCGGGAGAACGUGCAGAUCCUGCCGGCUGGAGAGGGACAGCAGGCCAACCAGAAGAGGAUCACAACACCGUACAUGACUAAAUAUGAGAGGGCCAGGGUGCUGGGCACACGAGCUCUUCAGAUAGCGAUGUGCGCUCCAGUCAUGGUGGAGCUGGAGGGAGAAACAGACCCCUUGCAAAUAGCUAUGAAAGAGCUAAAGAGCAGGAAGAUCCCCAUCAUCAUCCGCAGGUACCUUCCUGAUGGAAGUUAUGAGGACUGGGGCUGUGAUGAGCUCAUCAUAACCGAUUAAAUUACCCACUCUGCACUGACAAUAUAUGCUGGUUCACACCCCCAACCGUCUCAGGUCAGUCAGCUGCACAAACCCAGAAGAUUCCUAAAACAGCUGCGAUUAUCACCCACCUGUUCAUAACUCAAUUUGAUCCACCACAUCAUGUGACUCUGCCAGUCCAUGAUAUUUGAAUACCUGGGAUGUACUGAACAGACACUAGAAGGCUCAGUAAAAUCAAAAGAGUGUUUAUAAUCCUGUGAACUUGUUAUGUUCUCAGUUUCAUUGUGCUGUUGCAUGCAAAGCAACUCCUGGUUAAAUUCAGAAUCUAUUGUACUUCUUUUUUUAUUCUUUUUUUUACAGCUGCAUUAUAACUUAGAGCCACAAGGGGGAAAUGUAACUUAGCUCAAAAAUGUACUACAAAAUAAUCCUGUGUUGUAAUUAUUCCAUUUGUUGUUUCGAAGGAGAGAGGUGAUUAGUGUAAAAGAACAGUUUUAUUGUUAUUAAUAAACUCUUUUGUAUAAAUCA